GCAGAUGAUCAUCAGCAGCGAACUAGUUCCGUGCUCUUUUUAGACGACUUUGAAAAACUGAUUUCAAUACUUACAGAGAUGCUCGGCACUCCGUCGGUGCGCCCAUUCCCAAAUUUUAACGCCAACCAGGAUGCUGAAACCCUGCGAAAGGCGAUGAAAGGCUUCGGCUGCAAUAACUCGAAGGUGAUAAGUGUUUUGUGUGCACGUACGAACUGGCAGCGACAAGAGAUAGCAAAAGCGUUUAAAGUGAUGUACGGAAAAGAUUUGAUAAAGGACCUGAAAUCUGAACUCAGUGGUGACUUUGAAACUCUAAUUCUGGCGCUUAUGGAGCCCACAGCUGUCUAUGACGCUAAGGAAUUGCGCAGAUCCAUGCAGGGUCUAGGAACGAAGGAAUCAAUAUUGAUUGAAAUCAUGACUUCAAGAACAAAUCAACAAAUCGCUGACAUUCGUCAAGCUUAUCAGCAGCUCUACUCCAGAUCGCUCGAAGCCGACCUGAUCGGCGAUACCAGCGGCUGUUUCCAGCGUCUUCUAGUUUCUCUGUGCGCUGGCGGACGAGACGAAUCAACUCAUGUCGAUCAUCUUCGGGCGAAUCAGGAUGCGAGAAAACUGUACAGUGCUGGAGAGCGGCGACUAGGCACGGAUGAAAGCUGCUUCAACGCGAUCCUAGCGAGCAACAACCUCUUCCAGCUCCGGGCAAUAUUCGACGAGUAUCAAAAGGUAACAAACCAUUCAAUCGAGAAAGCGAUAGAGUCCGAGUUCUCCGGCGACAUUCGGGAUGGUCUACUUGCUGUCGUAGCGGUCGCCCGCAAUAGACCUGCAUACUUUGCCAAACUACUUUACGAAAGCAUGAAGGGUUUCGGCACCCGAGAUCACGACCUGAUUCGACUUGUUGUUACUCGCUGUGAAUAUGACAUGGUUGACAUCAGGAAUCAAUUCCAGGUGAGUGCGAGCUUUAGUCGUACAACUGAUGUCUGUGGAUUACCUAGAUGCGGUACCCUUUUUGUGAUAGACACCACACGUGGUAUUCGUGCAACAAUUAAUCACUUUCGUCAAUGA
Molecule: messenger RNA, 1056 nt
Organism: Angiostrongylus costaricensis
Lineage: Eukaryota; Metazoa; Nematoda; Chromadorea; Rhabditida; Metastrongylidae
Source: the annotation of a GenBank genome assembly